Messenger RNA from Linum trigynum, 4044 nucleotides. Lineage: Eukaryota; Viridiplantae; Streptophyta; Magnoliopsida; Malpighiales; Linaceae. The record is from the annotation of a GenBank genome assembly.
UCAAUUCCAACAACCUUAUUAUUGUUUGUAAUAUGACGUUAUUUAAUUUAGUAUUUGAUAUAUAACUCUUUGUUUACCUUGCUGCUUUUGCGCCAAAAGAUUUGUUGUGUUACACUUGCCCCUUCUAACCUAGUUUGUAUGCUUGGGGUAUAAGCUGUUAUACUAACAUCAUAUCAAACUAUUUUAUAUUGAGAUUGAUUUAGUCGAUAUUUAGCAUUUGAGGUACCAAUAAACUUAUUUCUCCUAGUCAUAGCAAAGUCCAUACACUGAUUAAUGACUAAUGACAUGUAAAACUUGAAACUAAGUAUAACAUUUAAUUAGUCAUGAAUCUACGGCAAAAAAUAUGCGAGAAGAAAAAAAAAACCUUUAACAUAAGUCCUAGUGAAAGAAGAAACUUUCCUAAUCAACAACUGGGAAAACGUGGGUUAAAAAGAAAAAGAAAAAAACUCAUACAUGAAAAGGAAAAAAGAACUCAAUUAGGGUAAGUCCUAACGAAAGAGGGAAACUUGUCUAAUCGACAGCUAGAAAAACGUGGGUUAAAAAGUAAAAAAAAACUUAUACGUGAGAAGAAGGAAAAAAAACUCAUUUAAGGUGAGUCCUAAUGAAAGGGGGAAACUUGUCUAAUCGACAAUUAGAAAAACGUACAUUACAAGAAAAAAUAAUUUUUAAGGUAAGUAUUAGGUGGUCCUACGGUACACCCUCCCACAUCUCACAUACCCCUUAAGCAUACUUGCACUUUAUAUAUACUAACUAAUGAUACAGUUGGAUGUGUUUUCAAAAAUAAGAUCGUGAUUACUACUUCCAAUUAAAUUGAUUUUAGAGUUUUGUGUUUACAAAUUUGGUCUAGAUUACAAAUAACAAGUAGAAUUAGACUAUUAGAGUAUAUUACCACAUUUCAAUAACAUCAUCUUAUUAAGAGCAUAACCUACCCUAAAUUCACUUUCACUGGGUACCAAAAGACUCUAGAUAUAUAAUAUGAAGAGGCAGUAAGUAACCAUGACCAUGCAUUGACAUUAGAAUAAAGGGUUAUAGGUAUAAUAUGCCUCUCUAUUAUUCGAUUUAUCAAACAUGCCCCUGUACUAUUUUUUACAUCAAACAUGCCCCUAUACUUUAGAAAAAUGAUCAAACAUGCCCUUCUGUUAAUAUUUUCAUCCAAAAACAGUCAACCACGGUCGUACCUUGGUUUGGGCGACACAAAUGUCUAAAUUAUCCCUGGUAAUUUCACUUUAGAAUUGUUGGGUUCUUUUGUAGAGCCAAAUACCUCUAAUAAUUUCACUUUAACGAGACCUAGAAAAAUAAAAUGGGGGACAAAACAGACAUUUUCUCUCUCAUUUACCGAUGUCGGGUCGUCUACAUCUCGGUUCAACCAUGAUUGACGAUUUUUUUAAUGAAAAUUUUAACAGAAGGGCAUGUUUAAUCAUUUUUCCAAAGUACAAGGGCAUGUUUGAUGUAAAAAAUAGUAAAGGGACAUAUUUGAUAAAACUACAUAGUAAAGGGACAUAUUAUACCUAUAACCCUAGAAUAAACUAUAUAACUAGACACUAUAAAUUCAAGUUUGGAAAUGCUGACAUACUUUUCCUUUCGCUAUAUACUAGGAAUGGGAGAAAUUCGAAAUGAAUCCACUUGCAUUGCUAUAUACUAGGAAUAGAAAUUCAAUUUUCAGUUUUGCUAUAUACUAGGAAUAGAAAUGUAAAUAGAUAAAGAAAAAAAAACAAAUUAUCAUGACUUCCAUGCAUGCAAGCAUGAACACGUACAAAAACGCGGCGAGACAGCUCCAUGCUGAGAGACGAGUGGUGAAGCGAUUAACUUGCAAGCCCACUAAAACAACGAUGGAAAACAAUUAACACGACCUUAACCUGCUUCUCGCUCUCAUGUGAAGUGGAAAACAUUUCUCAACGCAAAUCACAGUGUCAUUAACCAACUUCAAACUCCAACAUAGCUACAACCUCCUCCUCUCAUAAUUUCCAAUAAACUCAAUUCCCUCCAUCCAUUUUUUUGUUUUCAGUUACAUUAGAUCCGUUUGUCUGUUUUUAGUGUGAAGUGUUAGAUUCACACAAAUAUUUAUCGCGAUCUCAGAAGAUAUAGGGAAAGAAAGAAGUGCACGACGCAGGUUGUACUCGCCCAAAAAUACCACAUCACGAAUACCACUAUAUUAUCAUCGAUCAGUUACUCUUCUCCAUUGGGUUGUGGAGGGUGUUCUAUCUAUCUCUUGCAAAUUUCUUCAACAAAAUUUUGAUCAAAUUCACAGAGAAAAAAAUCAAAGGGAAAGGAAAACCUGUCACACAACCAGAAAUAUUAUUCUGUCAAUGUUGUCACAUUGUAUUGAGAUGCACUGAAGAUUUCCACACAUAACAAAUUCAAGAACCCUCCACUCUUCCCCACCACCACCUUCUUCCAUUUUCUCUCCAUUUUGGUUUGGGUGUCACAUAGAGAGAGAUGGAGAUCACAGGUUCUAACGAGGAAGUUCUGAUCAUCGCCGCUGCCGUCGCACCAAUGGAGGAGCUUCCGGUGGCUGCCGGACAAGUGGAGGUGAAGCUGGCGCCAGGGGCGGAGGCAGGGGUCGCGCUCAAGGAGGAGGCGCCACCGCCGCCUGACAAAAUCAACACCAACGAAGCCCCAUUUGCCGCCGUCCCCAUUUCACAGAUCGCCAAGGGGAAGAGGACCAAGCGGCAGCGAGUUCAAUCUCCCGUCGACGCGGUCUCCACCGCCCCUGCCGCCAGUGCCAAUUCCUCCGUCGGGGACGAGGUCUUGGAAGACGCUGCUGCAGACGACGACGAGGAUUAUAACUUCGACGACGAAGACGUCGUCGACGACAUCGAGAAUUCGACAUCGUCGUCGAUCCUGCCACCGUCGCAAAUUCCGCCGGUGGCAGGAAACACCAAGGAAGAGGAGGAUAUGGCGAAUUGCCUCAUCCUCCUCGCGCGGGGCCAUUCCGUCAUUUCCAACAACAACAUCACCAUCAUUUCCUCCCCCAACGCUGCCGCCAGCAACCACGGCGGCGGCGGAGGAGGAAAAUUCACCAGCAGGAGGUUCAUGGAGACGGCCCCUGCCGCCGGCGGGAAGGCAGGGUACUACGUGUACGAGUGCAGGACGUGCAGCCGGACGUUCCCGUCGUUUCAGGCGCUCGGCGGACACAGGGCCAGCCACAAGAAGCCCAAGAACACCAACACCACCACCACCAGCAACAACAACAAUGCCACGACGGCGACAAUGCUCAACGGCAGAUUCAUGACCGUGAACAUGUCCUCCGACGAAGAGGACAACCGCAUCAACAGUCUCAGGGACAUGAAUUCGUCCCUCAACCUUCAAUUGAACAGCCAAAACCACCGAUCCGGUGGGAAUUAUAACUCAACGAUGUACGGAAACCACCACAAGGGGAGCAACGGCAGCAAGGUGCACGAGUGCGGAAUCUGCGGGGCGGAGUUCAACUCCGGGCAGGCGCUGGGAGGGCACAUGAGGAGGCACAGGGCGCCUCCCGUCGCCGCCGCGGCGGCAGCUUCUCCCGCUGCAGCAGCUGCAGCGAGUGCCGCCGCGACGACGACCAGUCUGUCCUUGGUAACGGCUACCAACGGACAUAAUAACGGCUAUGGCAACGGUAAUAAUAGCCGCGGUAACAAUCACAAUUGCAACAAGAACAACGUGGGGGAAGCGACGGCGGCGGGGAAGAGAGGGAGAGACGGAAGCAGUUUGAGCAUGUCAUUGGACUUGGAUCUCAAUCUGCCGGCGCCGGAGGAAAAGCAGCAGCUUCAAUCGGCGUUUGCUUCUAAGCAGCAGCAUCAGCCGCCGCAGAAGAAACAGGCUCUAGUGUUUCCCAGCCCUGCUUUGGUGGAUUGCCAUUACUAAUAUAACGAAGCGACUUACUCGAAGACAGGGUCAAACAGGAAAUUAAGAUGUUUUAUAUAUAUAUAUAUAUGAUUGAAUCAUUUCUUUUUUUAACCCUGCAUUAUAUACUCUUUUGAUUACUAUUUUUAUUUUUUGUUUUGGUUUUUGUUUUUUUUUGUUUUUUACACUCAUCCGGCUGAGGAAUGAAUUAAUUGUUCAUGU